CACUUAAUACCAAAUAAUACCAACAAUAACAAACCAUCUAAGAGUACUCCAAAAAACCAUCUUGAAGCAAAAGCCUCAAAAUAAUAUUUGAGUGCGCGCGGCUCGGACUGUUUUUAUUCGGACGGAUCGUAAUAUAUCGGAGUGCUUGGAUUAAUCCAUUUGAUAAGUAAUUCAAGAGAUAAGUGCGAAGGGCGCAGGCGAUUCGGAAUUCGGGAAUACUACUUGGAAGAGCCGUGAAAUGUGUUCAGCUCCUGCGGGCAGCGAGAAUUAGCCAAAAGUGGAGUGUUAGCCAAGCCAAGCGGCCAAAUAAGUGAUACAACGUGCCUACCACUGACCACCGACCAUCGACCAGUUAGGAAAUAAGCAAGCGCCCCAGCCGACGACGACCAGGAGUCGAGGAAACCAUCAACAAAAGCGGCAAACAUGGCGACUGAGAUGGACGAGCUGAUCGAACAGCUUAAGACCACCAGUGUCAGCAAUGGGAACACAAAGAACCUGCUCUGCGAAAUCUCGGCCACCAAGGACCCCAAGCUCUUCGAUAAACACGAGCUGGCCGACUGCUUCCUGGGCCUCACCCAGUGCGAGGACACCAUCGUGCGCAAGGAGGCGGCCAAGUGCAUCGCCGAGAUCACAAAGUCGGAAGUGCAGCGCAAGAAGUUCACCAAACGGGAGAUUAUUGCCGGCUUCCUGGAGUGCCUGAAGCAAGUGCCGACUCCCGACGGCAGCAUGGAGCUGCCCAUUCAGAUCUGCCGGGCGCUGGGCAACAUCUGUUACCUGAACGACGAGGCGAGGGACCUUAUCCUGGAGCUGGAGGGGGAUGCGGUGCUGCUGAAACUGCUGGACAUUUCCACCAUCGAGGACGUGGCCAAUGCGGCCCAGUUCAUCAAGGUGCGUGGCGGGCUGCUCUCCAACUACCUCCUGGGCGGCGAGGGGCUGGCCAAGCGGGCCAUGGAGCUGGGCGUGAUGAAGAAGCUGCAGGCCAUCAUCGACACCGGGGCCUCCAAUGUGGAGCAGCACGAGGACCUGCUCCUCAACACCCUCCCGCUGCUCAGCAUCCUCACCGAAAACGUGGCGGACCUGAACUUUGACUCCGCGCUGAACAUCCAGCUGUCGCGCAUCCUGGCCGCCUCCACCAAUCCCGACCUGGCCGAGAUGUGUCUGGAGCUGCUCCACUACCAGGCGGAAAGCGACGAGGUGAAGCUCCUGCUGGCCAAGGACGGGCUCUGCGAGACGAUCUACAACCUGCUGGAGAAGUACAAGACGCUGGCCAGCACCAGCGAAGCCCGGGCCCUGAUGAAGCUCGCCUGCGAGCUCAUCGUCUUGAUUCUCACGGGAGAUGAAUCGAUGCACUAUCUGUACACGACACCGCUGUUGAAGAACAUGGUCGACUGGCUGGACUCGACCGACAUCGAUCUGCUGACCACUGGGGUACUGGCACUGGGCAACUUUGCCCGCACCGACAGCCACUGCAUCUACUUUGUGGAGCAGCAGACCAUGAACAAGCUGCUCGAGGUGCUGUCGAAGAACAACGGCGUCAAGGAUGACGUCCGUCUGCAGCACGCUCUGCUGAGUGCACUCCGCAACCUGGUCAUACCCAAGCCGAACAAGAACGCGGUGAUCCAGGCGGGUCUGGUGCAGACCAUCCUGCCCAUGCUCGAGAUCCACCAGCCGCCAGUCGUCUUCAAGCUGCUGGGGACUCUGCGCAUGACCGUCGACGGCCAGGAAAAACUAGCCCUGGAGCUGCUGAAGAACAAGACUUUGAUCGAACAACUGGUGCACUGGAGCAAGUCGUCGGAUUACGCGGGAGUGACGGGGGAGUCCCUGCGCCUGAUGGCCUGGCUGAUUAAGCACGCCUACCUCAGCAAGAUCGCCUACGCCCUGCCCCGCAAGGGCGACGCUCCCGCCGAACAGAUCGCCGACAAGAUUCCACUCACCCAGGACUACGACCGCUCCAGCCUGAGCGAGUUCCUGGCCAACGAGGGCACUGUGGAGGCCAUGGUCAGUAUGCUGACUGCCCAGCACCUGGUGAUGCAGAACGAAGCACUGAUCGCCCUGUGCAUCCUGUCCGUGGUCUACCUCUCGCAGAAGAACGAGGCGGGGCUGGAGCAGGCGCAGCGGCUGCAGGAGGAGCUGAUCAAGUGCGAGGUGGGCAAGAAGCUGGCCGAGCUGAUCAGCAAGUCGUCGGACAGCAUGACCAAGGAGAUCGUCGAGAACCUGCAGAACUGCGUCAACUUGCUCAAGUCUUCCGAACAACUGGUGACGCAUCUGGAGGAGAACAACAUCAACGAGCUGUUGAAGUCCAUACCCAUUCUCACCGAGUACUGCACCUUGUAAGCGGAGCCGGGGGCGUGUAAUUGCAUUUAAACCAGCACCGAAGGAUGCCUCACAGUAGCACGGGUCGAUUUGAAGGGGGCCUGAACUCUUAAAUAGAUAGGAAGCGCAUUUCUUUUCGCUCUCAACUCUAUUUUUUCGAGUCCAGACCCCGACCCACAUGUAGUUUUCACCUUAGAGCAACGAUUCAGAUGUAGACUUGACUGUAGUUUGGUAAGAUGAUGGACGGGCUGAUGCAGAACUCACUCCAGAACACCCCCAAGCUGAGAAGAGCGGAAUGUAUUUUUUAGACGCAAGCGUAUUUUGACUGCAUUUAUGAGAUGAUAUGAGAUGUGAGAUGAAAUGAGAUGAAUCGAUGGAAUAUAAAUCGUAUAAAUAUUUAUAAUAACGCAUAACUUAUACGAAUAUGAUAAUAUUAACAAUUUAGCAUAUAAAUCUUUUCUGUUAAAUGAUUUUUAAGAGCACAAUAACAACAAAUCGAGGUGAUAUCGCUAAAUAUAUUUAAUAAAUGUAUUUUAUGUAUUGUA
Messenger RNA from Drosophila ananassae, 2858 nucleotides. RefSeq names its product rap1 GTPase-GDP dissociation stimulator 1 (gene vimar). The record is from RefSeq and is a predicted model, not a curated record. NCBI's taxonomy places the organism in Eukaryota, Metazoa, Arthropoda, Insecta, Diptera, Drosophilidae. Gene Ontology annotation, cellular component: cytosol. Gene Ontology annotation, molecular function: protein binding; guanyl-nucleotide exchange factor activity. Bases 424 to 2334 code for a protein of 636 amino acids. Gene Ontology annotation, biological process: positive regulation of GTPase activity. The transcript has 4 exons.